AGUUUUCUUUGUGUGGCAGUAGUGAGCUGACGUCAGGUCGGUUCCUUGAAGUGGAGCUGAAUAAACCUUGAGAAGAGUCUCCUUCAAUCUGCUGUUAGUAACUAACACACACCCUCACACACCGAGACUCAAUUACUGCCCAAUUCCCUUCUUUAUCAUUCGUCCCCGACCUCUUUCAUAACCAAAACCGACCAAGGAAGGAAAAAAAGACACAAGAGAGGCGACAAGAAGAGCAAACCGAAGAGUUAGUUGAUCUAAAGAAGCCGCACGCUGGAAAUAAGUAAAGUGUCGAAACUAAAAAAAGGUGGUACAGCAGUUAUGUCAAAGAGCUGAAGACAUCUCUAACAAUAUGGAGUCUGGAGAGCGGCUGGCCUCCCCUGCGCCCACCCUGUCUGCUGCUCGCACCUCCUCCCCUGCGGCCUCCUCUUCCUCCUCUUCUUCUUCCUCUUCGUCAUCGCCUGCGCCCCACUCUAAGAGCAGCCUGGCCCCAAGCCCAUCAGCACUGGGAUCCACCCUCAACACCUCUGGCCGACUGUUUGGAGGAGCGGGAGAUCAGCCCUUCAUUGGCUCCACGUUGUCAAGUGCCUUCCCUCUGGUGAACCACCCUGCCUUUGGAGCCCUCUACACUGCCGGGGCGGGCAGGCCCGAGUUCGGAGGCCUGGGCUCAAUUGGGAUGUCAGCUGCUCUGGCUGCCCACCCACAGUUAGGAGCGCUGACUGAGUGGUGGCGAGCUGCUGAAGCCCACGGACGCGGAGCUGCUGCCUUUAUCCCCUCUUUCAUCGGCUUUCCUCCUUUCUUCGCCCCCCACAUUCAGCCCAAUCACAACACUAGUCCUGUUCAGAUCAGGACUCCUGGCAAGAAUAGCCACGACCCGCCUAAAGGGGUGAACGGUGCAGUGAAUGGCAGUGGGGUCUGUCCUCCCACCACACAAUCAGGGAGCUAUUCUGCGAGUCUGACUCCCGUUCAGGCACCAACAAAGCCGACCAGAAAUUCCGAUUCGUCUAAUAUUCAUCGUCGCAGCCCUGAGAACAACCCAUCAGAGUUGGUGGAAAAGACAAUUGUAAAGCCUAAAGAGAAGAAAUCUCGGAGAAAGCCGGCGGGGGCUUCUUUGGCAAGUCACAGUGAAUCAGGCACGUCCUCGGACAGCUCGAGCGACGGCUCUCUCAGCAGCGAUCUGGAAGACCUCGCAGAGGAAGACGAGGAUGAGGACGAUGACGAGGAAGACGAUGAAGAAGAUGACAAGCAGAGUGAACUUUCAGAAUCUGAGAAACGGAUAAAGAAGAAGGCAAAGGUGUUAUUACCAAACACUGGAACUGGAAAGAGUGAACGGUCACUUUCUAGGGAGGUCCAGGUCAAAAAGGACAACCAAGCUAAGAAGGUGCCCUACAACCCCCCAACUCUUGUGCCAUUACCCUGCUCUGUCUCCCCGCCCACCUUGUCCCAAACUUCGCCUCUGGGCCUGCAGAGCUCCAGGACCCGGACUGAAGGGCCGCAGCAACACUUCAGUGUGAUUCAGUCCACUGGCCUGGCCGCCAACCCUAAGCCUCUCGCACUCCUCGCCCAGCCUCGUCGGGAGCCAUCACCAACCUCCUCCCCAAUAGCUCUCACCACGUCCCCAAGAGCACUGUCCAGCACUGCCUCUCCCAAGCCUCCCAAACUGCUGCCGUCCUCCUCUCCCCAACACCUCCCUCUCUCCCUCUGCUCCUCCCCGAAGCCCCUCUCCGUCCCCUCUCCACCCUGCUCCACCCUCCUGGCAUCUACCUCCCCAAAACCUUUUGGUUUGACCUCGUCUUUAACGAGCCCGCAGAAGUCGUCGCUGAAGCCACCGAGGCACGCCAUGUCCAGUGCCGCCAAAUCCAACAAGAAAAAACAGCUGGAGGCUUCACUGGCACAGAUCAGCGAGUUCAGGCUCAAACAGACUCUCAUGUCCCAAGGGCAGACAUUCCCAGCUGAGCAAAAGAAGCAGCAGCAGGGGCCAAACAAAUCCCCGAAAAGGACUUCACUGUCUUCGCCGCCAUUGCCACCUGUUCCGCCUACUCCACCCCAGAACAAUCACUCCAACCUCUUCCUUUCAAGUGCCCUGCUGGGUCUCCCCGAACCCCAUCACCCAAAUGGAGUCAUCCAAAGCACCACUCAGGACACACCUUUGGCCCUCAUCACCAAACCUCGCAAAGACGCUGCCUCUCAGGGCAGGUCCCCCCAGCCCAACUCAGACGCUGGGUCGAUGCCUGUCAAUCUGAGCACAGGGGCAAGUAGGACCCCAGCGAGUGCCCAGGCUGGUCCUCCAUCGCAGCCUCCAACUACCUCACCCCAUGCCACGGGCCAUACAUCUAGAAAAAGCAAGACGCCCAAGGUUAAAGGGCAGACACCAGCGCCGGGACAAGCAGACCCUUUAGCUGCCUGGAAGGGCUUCUCUCAGAAUCAUCUGGUGCAGUCUCUGGUAGAUUUGUUUCGAGGAGGAGAAUCUGGUGUUGGUAUUCCUGGGGUUAGUAUCCCUGGGGUUGGAAUUCCUGGCGUGGGAAUCCCUGGAACUUGUAAUCCCACAGCUGGUCUUCCAGCCAACAAGGAAUCGGACGACUCAGGAGACGACGACGACGAUGAUGAGGACGAUGACCUCGAAGAGGAGGAUGAAGACGACUCUGAUGAUAGUCUUUCAGAGUCUGACAGCAACUCUGACAGCGACAUUUCAGGAAAGAAAGUGAAGGAGUUAAAGCUGCUGCCCUCUGGAUCAUCCAAAAAGGAGAUGACUCCUCGCAGGCUUACCAAAGGUCCAGAGCUAUUGAACACCUCAACCAACCACACCGCCACCAGCUGCUCCCCUCUCAACCUACAGGUCAUCAAGAGUCCCUCUGUUGCCACCAGCUCCAGUGCCUUGGCCUACCACAGCUCUGCAGGCUCUUCUUCCUAUAGCCUAGCUUCUCCAUUAGGUUUAGGGAAAAGGAAGAGGGUGAUGGAUGAAAAGGAGUUGAUGGUACCUCUGGAGUUGGGUUGGCGGAGAGAAACAAGAAUCAAGUCGGUGGGUGGACGCCCGCAGGGUGAGGUGUCCUACUACGCUCCCUGUGGCAAGAAACUCAGACAGUACCCAGAUGUGAUGAAGUAUCUAUCCAGAAAUGGAAUAAGUGGCAUCACACGUGAUAAUUUUAGCUUCAGUGCAAAGAUAAGGGUUGGUGACUUCUAUGAAGCCAGAGAAGGACCCCAGGGUUUGCAGUGGAGCCUGUUGAAGGAAGAAGAGGUCGUUCCUCGAAUUUUGGCCAUGGAGGGUCGCAGGGGUCGUCCUCCAAACUCAGAGCGGCAGCUAGCGGGAGAAGUUACCAAAGCUGGUCGACGGAGGAAGGGACGGCCUCCCAACGUGGGCGAUCAGCUCGUAACAGAAGGGCCCAGCCCCAGUGAGGUCAAACUUCUGCGCAAGCUGGAAGCUCAAGAAAUUGCCCGACAGGCUGCACAGAUGAAACUGAUGAGAAAACUGGAAAAGCAGGCGCUGGCACGUGCAGCUAAAGAAGCUCGCAGACAGCAAGCCAUCAUGGCAGCAGAAGAGAGAAGAAAGCAGAAGGAACAGAUCAAGAUACUCAAGCAGCAGGAAAAGAUCAAGCGCAUUCAGCAGAUUCGGAUGGAGAAAGAACUGAGAGCGCAGCAAAUUUUGGAGGCCAAACGGAAAAAGAAGGAAGAAGCUGCCAAUGCCAAAAUAUUAGAGGCUGAGAAACGCAUAAAGGAGAAAGAGUUGAGGAGGCAGCAGGCGGAGAUUCUUAAACACCAGGAGUUGGAGAGGCAUAGACUAGAUAUGGUAUGGGAGAGGGAAAGGAGGAGGCAACAUGUAAUGCUGAUGAAGGCUGUUGAGGCUCGCAAGAAAGCAGAGGAGCGUGAACGCUUGCGGCAGGAGAAAAGAGAUGAGAAGCGCUUGAACAAAGAGCGCAAACUGGAGCAACGGCGACUAGAGCUGGAGAUAGCGAGGGAGCUAAAAAAGCCAAAUGAAGACAUGUGUCUUUCUGACCAUAAGCCUCUCCCAGAGUUCUCCCGCAUCCCUGGCCUCAUCCUCCCUGGACGGGCAGUGUCAGACUGCCUGAUGCUCAUGCAGUUCUUGAGAGGCUUUGGAAAGGUUUUAGGACUUGAUUUGAAUGCAGAUGUUCCCACCUUGGGAAUGCUGCAGGAAGGCUUGCUCAACGUGGGGGACAGCAUGGGCCAAGUUCAAGACCUUCUGGUCAAACUGCUCUCUCUAGCAGUCUGUGAUCCCGGUUUGCCACCUGGACAAAAGACAAAAACCAUGCUGGGGGACCACUUAACCAACGUCGGCAUCAACAGAGAUAACGUCUCGGAGGUGCUGCAAAUGUACAUGAGCGCUCAUUGUUCCAACACAGACCUGGCUCCUUUGGCCCUCAGUCUGAAGACCAAAGCCUUCCAGGCUCACACUCCUGCCCAGAAGGCCUCCAUUCUGGGGUUCUUGGCUAAUGAGCUGGCUUGCAGUAAAGCUGUUAUCAGUGAGAUUGAUAAGAAUCUGGAUCAAAUGGCUAACAUGAGGAAGGACAAGAUCAUUAUGGAAGGAAAACUGAAGAAGCUGAAGACCAUUCACGCCAAGCGGACCGGGAAGAGGGAGGCUAGCGCGGGUGUGGAAGAGAACCAGUCCCUUGGCACUCCAUCUUCUGCCACCAAGCGCAAGAGGAAGCUGGGUGGAGACAGCGACGAUGACGACGAUGACGAUGAUGACAGUGACGACCAGGCAGAAGACGACGACGACGAGGAGGAGGAGGAAAUUAAAAAAGUGAAAAAAGUGGAGACCUUUGAUGAGGAUGAAGUCGACCAGGCCACCAGCAUUGAGGAGCUUGAGAAGCAAAUAGAGAAAUUAGCUAAGCAACAUCAUCAGACCAGAAGAAAGCUCUUUGAGAUAUCUCAUUCUCUGCGCUCCAUGAUGUAUGGUCAAGACCGGUAUCGGCGCCGGUACUGGGUUCUGCCACACUGCGGAGGGGUCUUCAUUGAAGCUAUGGAGAGUGGAGAAGCCCCAGAGGAACUCGAGGAAGAGCGGCAGAGGAGGAGGAGAGCAGCAGAAGAGGUCAAGGUGAAAGAGGAACCUCAGGAGUUUGAACUGCACAAGGAGAAACCCCGCAGCCUCGACGGACAGAACCUUCGGACACCAAGCUUGGAACAACAGAAAGACGAGGGUCAGGAACAUGAGGGAAAGAAAAACACUCAGACUCUGUUCUACCAGCAGGCCGGCUGCAUCUCCAAACUGUGUACACUCCGAAACGUUGGCAAAAACGUUAGCAAGCAAUCUCUAAAGGCAGAAGAAAAGGAGAGUCCACUUGGGAUACAAGACAUUGGUCCCGUGAACAUUCCUAAUGCCUCCAAGAAAGAAACAUUACCUUCCCCCAAUCAUACUACCCCAGAGCCGGCGGCAGCAUUAACUCCUUCCUUAGUGACCACUAAUGACACUACAAACAUCCCUACUCUGGCUUCAACAUCUUUAUCUUUCCCCUGCCUGCCGGUCCGACAGGAAAGCCCAGGGAACACUCCUCCAACUUCCUCUCCACACCUCAUAUUCCAAGCCAAUGACCAGUUGCUCAGAGUUCUGACUGAGAGGAGUGGGCACUGGUUCAGUCUACUUCCUCGCAACCCUUGUGACCUCUCUUCUCUUACCACUACUCCGCCAGGAGCGCCACGUGGCUCUCCUCAGGCGUCUUCAACACCAGGCAGACCUAGGUCUCCACCUCCUUCCCCCGCUCUACCUCUCACGCCUUCUGCUGCCUCUGCGUCCGCUAGCCCGCAUCACCCAACUGGUCUCCUCAACUACCCUUUGUCUGCCCUGCAGUUGAAGUCAGGGGGCUCAUUGCUUGGGGUUUCUUUUGCGAACUGGCCUAGUGGUGUGAUAAGUCCCAGCUUACCUCUGUGCAGUAGCCCCAGCCCCAUGCCAGGUCAUUCCCUGGAGGGCAACACAACAGCAAGUGUCUCUAGUAAGAGUGAGUCACCUAUACCUCGCAUUGAGAAAAGCUCCUCUAUGCCCUCUCCCGCCUUGGAGAUGCCGAAGUCGCUUGACCACCCUGCACCUCGGCCCAUUCCAGAAGAACUGCUGACAGGUUGGUGGCGGGUGUCUCACAUCGAACAGCUGCGGGCACUGGUUAAUGCUCUCCACAGUCGAGGAAUCCGGGAGCGGGGCCUCCAGCGGCAGAUGCAGAAAUACCUGGAGAUAAUCCCACAGGUUUGCACCAAACACAAAGAUGUGGCCAUGAUUGAGCUCCGGGAGCUUGAGGAAAGCCAGGUCAGUGUGGAGUCAGUGCGGGGCUGGUGUGUGGAGGAACAGGCCAUGGAAAUGGACAUUGCUGUGCUGCAGCAGGUUGAGGAGCUGGAGAGGAAAGUGACUGCAGCCAGCUUGCAAGUCAAGGGCUGGACCUACCCAGAUCCUCAGUCUGAGCGGGAGGAUCUGGUGUACUACGAGCACAAGCCCCCCACUAAGUCAACACCAGCAUCAGGAAGUGCAGGAGAUAAGGACUCCAAGGAGCAUCUUGAGGAACGCGGAGAGAAGGGCGGGGUGAUGCGUCACCUGGACAACCCUCUGGACAUAGCAGUGACACGUCUGGCCGAUCUGGAGCGCAACAUCGAGAGAAGGUACCUGAGGAGCCCCUUAGGUACCACCAUUCAGAUCAGGCUGGAUAAUGUGGGUACGGUCACUGUCCCUGCCCCCGCCCCAUCCUCUAGUGCUGACAGGGAAGGUGGUGAGGAGGAGGUAGCCCACGGUAUGAAGGUAUGGAGGAAGGCUCUGAGCGAGGUCCGCAGUGCCGCCCAGUUGGCCAUGUGCAUCCAGCAGCUGCAGAAGUCUAUCGCUUGGGAAAGGUCUAUCAUGAAAGUGUACUGUCAGAUGUGCAAAAAGGGGGACAAUGAGGACCUCCUUUUGUUGUGUGACGGCUGUGACAAAGGGUGCCACACUUACUGUCACAAACCCAAGAUCACCAGCAUCCCCGAAGGAGACUGGUACUGUCCAGCCUGCAUUUCAACGGCAAGUGGUCCGUCCCCAAAGACCAAAAAGCCUCCAGCCAAAACUGUAGCUUCUGGUGGAGGAAGCAGCAAAAAAAGCGGGGAGUCCAAGAAGAGCGUGAAGCAGACAGGUAACGGGGAGGUAUCAGAGGAGGAUUCAGUCAGUGCCAGCAGCACGCCCAAAAAAGGAUCAAAAGACACCAGCAGGAAGAGAAAAACAGAGGAGGCUUCACCUGCUCUGAUACCAGCCAAUCAGGAGAGCCCUGUGUGUGUGAAACGAGCCAAGACGGCAAGAGACAACAACAGGGACCUGGGAUUAUGCAGAGUACUUCUCGCAGAGUUGGAGCGGCAUCAGGAUGCAUGGCCUUUUCUCACGCCUGUCAACCUAAAAUCGGUCCCUGGCUACAGGAAGGUCAUAAAAAAGCCAAUGGACUUCUCCACUAUACGUGAGAAGCUUGUGAGCAGCCAGUAUCAAAACCUGGAGACUUUCAUUAUUGAUGUCAACUUGGUCUUUGAUAACUGUGAAAAAUUCAAUGAAGACAAUUCGGACAUUGGUCGAGCCGGUCAUAACAUGAGGAAGUUUUUUGAGAAGCGCUGGACUGAGCUUCUGAAGCAAACAAACUAAACUGUUCAGACUCUCCUUGUGAACCCAUUCAACGUUUCAUACGGAACAGCAGGUUUUAUUUUAUUUUAUUUUUAUUUUUAUUUUUUUCUUACGGAGUUUGUGGCUUUUUGCAGGAUGGAAGAAAAAGUCGGCUCCUUCAUAAGGAAUCCAUUGUGUGCUUAAGAGAGAUAUCACCAUACAAAAAAAAAAAAGAAUAAAAAAAAACAUUGUUACAUGAGGUGCGCUGGAUUUAUUACAACAGGGAUAAAAGCCCCAAAGAGUCCCAGAGAAAUGGGGUGUCCUAGUGCAAUACCAUUCCCUGUCUCAGAACACUGCACUGAAUGAAUCCUCAAAUGUCACUGAUGUAUCUGCGCUAGAAUACUUUCCACUACCUGUACAUAGUCUUUUGUUAUUUAAUCGUAUUAUAGUGAAUGUAUUUAAUUUUGUAAUAAUUAUUUAUGAAUCAAGGUCCACUUCAUUUUCUAUGAAAAAGGAGGAAUCAUCUAAACUGCUUUGAAUUUAAAUCACAACAACAAAAAAAAGGAAUGUGUCUUUGUGUUCUGAUUUUUUCCCCCCCAAAUAUCAAAACAAAGCCAAGAAAAGAAAGAGAAAAAAAAACUGUUUACACUGUUCAGUGCUUUGGGGCAUCAGAGAACUGUAUUCAUUUGUUCAAACUGUAAAACUGCGUUUAUUUACAGGAGCAGCAGAGGAACAGUUCGACAACGGCGAUCCGUGUGUAUAUACUGUUUAUUAAUGUCAAUAUUAUGUCUUGUUUGCAACGAUGUGUAAAAAUUGUUUAAGAAUAUUAAGAUAUUGUUUAUGCCUUAGAAUGAUUGUAGCAUUCUAUUUUAGUGAACGUGAUGAAAACAUUAUCAUAAAUAUUGUUUGUACAGUAUAUACAUAUCCUCUGCAAACACUGUGGUAUCCUUAAUCUUGGUAGUGCCUACCCUUCCAACAGGGGCAUGUAGGGGAUGUUGUUGUUUUUUUUGUUUUUGUUUUUUUUUUUAGUUUUCAUUCUUACGACAAUUAUUUUUUUUAUAUGAUUUAAAUCUGACAGGGCCUCCAAAGUUGGACAGUAACACAGAAAUCAUUCCUCACCUCAGCAGAGAAACAAAGGAGCAACAAGCAUUCGGUUUCGCUUCCAUGAUGCAUUUCCUCAGAAUCUGCCACAAUACAGAGGACCUAAAGGCCAUUUGUAACCACUGUGUUGAACCUUGCUGUGUGUCGUGGCCUGAUGGAGGCAGCUAGAUUUUUUUGUACCCAAGUCGAAAGUACUUGAAGUUACUUUAUUUAAGAUAUUGUGGAAUAAAAGUAUCAUUCUUUUGUAGGAGCUUUAUUUUUCACUAGUGUGUGGCACGGACCUAUUAAAAGGAUGUUUUUCAACGUAA
Poecilia reticulata (guppy) is the source of this 8949-nucleotide messenger RNA. RefSeq names its product bromodomain adjacent to zinc finger domain, 2Ba (gene baz2ba). The record is from RefSeq and is a predicted model, not a curated record. Lineage: Eukaryota; Metazoa; Chordata; Actinopteri; Cyprinodontiformes; Poeciliidae. Gene Ontology annotation, cellular component: chromatin. Gene Ontology annotation, molecular function: DNA binding; protein binding.